Molecule: messenger RNA, 3207 nt
Organism: Larimichthys crocea (large yellow croaker)
Lineage: Eukaryota; Metazoa; Chordata; Actinopteri; Sciaenidae
Gene: mcph1
Product: microcephalin 1
Exons: 15
Coding region: 214-2667 (817 amino acids)
Biological process (GO): mitotic cell cycle
Source: RefSeq, a predicted model, not a curated record
ACUUCUCGGGGCUCUCCUCAUGGGACUACCAUGGGCUGUGACGUUUUUCACCUAUCAGCCAAUGGUGACGCUUGGUCCCAGAAUGCAUUGCGUCACAAACUGCACGCGCGAACUGUACACAGUAGUUAGGUGUUGUUGCUGUUGGAAACGGCCCGAUUUAAAUUUAAACGUCAGCGACGGCUACAGUGAAUCUUGGAGCUAAAGAGGCCAGUAAUGACCACAACCAACAUGGGUACAGUUCUUAAAGAUGUCGUUGCCUAUGUUGAUGUAUGGUCAUCAGACAAAACAGCAAACUAUUCAAAACCAUUCGUUCAGCAGCUGCAGGAAAUGGGAGCUCAGGUAUCAAAAACAUUCACUAAACAAGUCACACAUGUAGUCUUCAGCAAUGGUCACCCGGCUACAUGGAGAAAAGCCAAGAAAAGUGACGUGAGGCUUGUCUCUGUUCUCUGGGUAGGCAGAUGUUAUGACAACGGUGUACAUGUGGAUGAGCAGUUGUUUCCAGCGAUAGAUGAAACCAAUCCAGUGUUGAAGAACAAGAAACAUCGUUGCAUGCAGCCAAAAGAUUCUCCAGUAAGGACACCUGAAAACGACAGACGCAUGAAGAAAAAAUUAGACAAGAUGAUGAAAGGCUUGGUACCGAAACAACCUCUGGUUACAGAUGUGUCACCCAUCAUUAUUGAUGAAGAGAAUGGAAUAGUCUAUAGCCCAGCGUUGAGAAGGUCAGAUUACAUGGCACAGCGUCUGAAAGACAUGAAAGAGAAACGGGAAAACCUCUCACCCACAGCUUCACAAAUGGUUGAAUCCUGCUCACCCACCAGGCUAAAACCUUCCCUUGGAAGAACACCAACUCUCAUCAAAUUAAUUUAUGAGUCGGAUGAUGAUUCCAGUGCUUCUGUUGCUGAACCUGCUUACUCGCCUGACAAGGAAGAAGGGCGGACACAAUGUGAUGUGACUGACCAUGGCCAUCUUGGACAACGCCACAGAAAAACCUCAGAGAAGCCGUGGAUGUCACCCUGCCGUGAUGUGCCAAAACGGAUUUCAAGUCCUUUGAAAUGUCCUGACUUGAAGGAUGAAGAGGACGAAGCUGGGAGUAAAUCAAAAAAGUCAAGAAGGACUCCAGUGAAAAAAAAGCCAGCAGAGAAACGCAAAUCUGUAGGUUUAUUAGAAAGUCCUCGCCCGGAUAGAAAAUCUGACACCAGCAAAAAAGAAAAGAGACAAUCGCAGAUAAAAUCAUCAAGCCCAUCACCCAACAAAUAUGAAAAGGGAAAGCAAAAAAUGAAAGCUGCUAAAUCACAUUGUGAACCCACUGUGAACUCCUCUAGUUGCUUUCCAUCCCCAGCCAAUUUAGGCAAUUCUGCUGUUGAACUGUCAAAAGAAACUUUUACUUCAUUCCAGAAAAUGGAACAGAAAAAACCCAAACGAGCCAGACAGUCACUUUCUGCCUUGGUACGGUCUUGCACUUUAUCAUGUGACUCUAAAAGUGUUGCCUCUUGUUCCACUGAUGGAGAUGAUAAUGUAUUUGAGGACUAUUUCUCCCCGGCUAACCACCACCAGAAAUCAAAAAGACCUCUUUUGCCUAAUCUACCUGUAAAGACAGACAUUCAGAUUCCUUUUGAGUUGGGCUCUGGCCCAAAGAAGAGAAAACAAAGAAGUGAAAGCAUUAAAUCUGACACUAAUAUUAAAAAGAAGAAGAAACUGGAAGGAAGUCAGGGAGACAAAAAUGUCAAUCAGCAGUUUGACGAAGGCAAUCAGCCUCAAAGUCAUCCGCAGCAGGAUGAUGGUCCAAGUGCUAAUGUAACACUCAUGGCUAAAAGGCGACGACAAAGCACCUUGCCUUAUACAAGCAUCAGUACGACAAGUGAUGCAGUAAAACGGAGAAGAGCGUCUACAUCAGUGCGAUCAACAACAUUAACGGAAGCUAUCGCAGUCUCAGAGCUGCAGAAAGACACUGACAUCAUUGCCCUCUCUGAUACCUUGGAAAGUAAAGGAAAUGAAUGUACGGUUGCAGCUGGUUUAACUGAGAUCCCCUCUGAGGGCGAAGAAAAUCAUAAUAAGCAAGUCAGCUUGAGUCUUCAGAAAAUGGUCAACACAACAAAGGCUAUGAGAACAUUGGUCAUGACAAGUAUGCCCACUGAGCAGCAGCACACAGUGGGUCAGGUGGUGAAAACACUGGGUGGUUUUUCAGUCGUUGACCGAGUUUGUGAGAGCACAACUCACGUGGUGUCUGGGGGUCAGCGGCGGACUCUCAAUAUUCUGCUGGGCAUAGCUCGUGGCUGCUGGAUCCUCUCUUUUGAAUGGAUCCUGUGGUGUUUGGAGCAAAGACAGUGGAUUCCAGAGGAACCGUAUGAACUUUCAGACCGAUUUCCUGCAGCACAGAUUUGUCGCCUCCAGAGGCACCUGUCUGCUGGGGAGCACCAGCAGGACCUGUUUCAAAGCCAGCCCCCUAUGUUUGUGUCCCAGCACUCCCAGCCACCCACUCAGAGUCUGGUGGAGCUGAUCCAGCUCUGUGGAGGAACAGUCUGCAAAACUGUGCGGCAGGCGGGUAUCUGCAUAGGGAGGUACAGCGGCAGGAGACCAGAGGGAAGCAGGAUCCUGUCUGAGCAGUGGGUGCUGGAUAGUAUCACGCAUUUGAAGCAGCUGUCUUACGAUAACUACGACUUGGAGUGAAAGCUGAUGUGUUUUGUUUUUUAAAUCCUUUUUUUUUUUGUGGUUGUGAAGUUUAAUUUUUAUUAAUUUUAUACUGGACAGUGCCUCUGUUUAUACCUUACAAUGUUCCUCUUGUGCAGAUUUUCUUUCCAAAUAUUUUCAGGGGCUUUGCAUACAUCCUCAUAAAUGUUCCCUUUUUGAAGGCUUUUAGUCAGUGGUUUCCAUGGAAACAUGUUACUUCUAAGGACUAAGGGCUAAUGGAUCAACCAUUAAACAAAGCUCUAAAUUACUGUGAAAGACGGAAAACUGCUUUGAACAUACUGUAUCUCCAUUCUUUGUUAUAUGAAUUUUUUAUAUAUGUAUAUGAAGUAUUAACCACUACUGCGUAACAGCGUGUUUUUUAUAACGAGACAUGAGAUUGAGCCAGAUUAUUUUUCCUUUCCAACAAUGUGAUUUUAAAAAUACUUACUGAGCCAGUUCAUCAAUGGAGAUAACUGAAUACUGAAUCCUUAUAGAAAUGUUUCAUGAUGUCAUUGUUAAUAAAUGCCUUUCUAAAUUUUU